Apis florea (little honeybee) is the source of this 928-nucleotide messenger RNA. It is a transcript of the gene kappaB-Ras, whose product is annotated as NFKB inhibitor interacting Ras like 1. Gene Ontology annotation, biological process: Ral protein signal transduction; negative regulation of canonical NF-kappaB signal transduction. Lineage: Eukaryota; Metazoa; Arthropoda; Insecta; Hymenoptera; Apidae. The record is from RefSeq and is a predicted model, not a curated record. Gene Ontology annotation, molecular function: GTP binding; GTPase activating protein binding; GTPase activity.
AACUUGUCAACAUUCAGUUACUAGAUUUAAUAUUGACUUCUGUGACUUGAAUUAUUUUUCUGAAAAUAGUAUAAGUUUUAAUGUCUAAAAUAAACAAUAGUUCAGUUUAAACAAAAAAUUGAAUAUGGGGAAAACAACGAAAGUAAUUGUUUGUGGAAUGAAAGGCGUAGGAAAAACAGCAUUGUUAGAACAGCUUAUAUACGGAAAUGUCAAUGUCAAAACGGAAAUUCAUCCUACGAUCGAGGAUAUUUAUGUUGCAAAUAUAGAAACGGAUCGCGGUUCGAAGGAAAAAGUACGAUUUUAUGAUACCGCUGGAUUGGAAUCUCUUCAGAAUAAUUCAAAUAAUCAGCAAUUACCGCGUCAUUAUCUUGGUUUUGCCGACGGAUAUAUUUUGGUAUAUGAUACUGCAAAACCUGAAUCAUUAGAUGUGCUUUUCCCUUUGAAGAAAGAUAUUGAUAGAAAUAAAGAUAAAAAAGAAAUAACCGUAAUUGUUGUUGGAAACCGAACUAAAGCUGAAGAAGAAUCUCAUAGUUUGGAGAAUACAGCAAGUAAAGCUGCAAAUUGGUGUACUAGAGAGAAAUUGAAACAUUAUGAAGUAAAUGUUAUGGAUAGGACUAGUUUGUUUGAGGCAUUUGUUAAUUUAUCUUCUAGAUUAAAUCCUCCUACAAAUAAGAGUACAUUUCCACAGUUAAGUAUGGGUAGAAAAAAUAUCAAAGUUGAAGGACCUUAAAUACGUUUAUUUAUCUAUUAAUCUUAAUUAAUCAUAUUUAAUUAUCUAUAUCAAUGUUAUAUUUUUAAUCAUUGAUAUUGAUAUUGAUUGAUUUGAUAUGCUCAAAUUAUAUCUAUAUAAAAUAAGUAUAUGUUCACGUACUUAAAGCAUUAAUUUAUUCAGGUUUGUAGUAACGUUUAUAAAAACUUUUUUUAAUCA